AUGAGUGACAACAGCAACAAACCCGCUGGCGGUCCUACGCCCGCUACACCCCCAACAGAUAGCACAAGUGAAAUUCCUGAUCAAGGUAAUAGUGGGGGUAACAACCAAAACGACAAGGACGACCAGCACGACCAGCACGACCAGGACGACCAGGACGACAAAGGAGAUACUACUCUAGACAAAGGAAAAGUCACGGUGACUCUUUAUAAGGUCUUCAAAAACAAAAACCAAGACAAAGACAACAGAAAAGAACCAAAAGAGUCGUCUGUCUUUACUUACGAAAAGGACGAAUUCUUGGGCGGAACGCUCAGUAGCUUCCUGAAGGCCAUUGUCGAAGAGAAACAUUUGGGCAAAUCCUAG
This is a messenger RNA of Penicillium longicatenatum, 360 nucleotides long. RefSeq lists its product as uncharacterized. The record is from RefSeq and is a predicted model, not a curated record. The transcript has 2 exons. NCBI's taxonomy places the organism in Eukaryota, Fungi, Ascomycota, Eurotiomycetes, Eurotiales, Aspergillaceae. The coding region runs from base 1 to 360 and encodes 119 amino acids.